CUUUGAUACUUUUCAGCAAACUCUCUCUCUCCCCCGCCACCUACCCCAGACUUUUACCGUGAUCCAUAGUAUGUGGAGAAACCUUUCUCGCUCCCGAAAGCUGCUCACCUCCGCUGCCGCUACCGCAACCGUCGGCUCGGCUCUCUACCUCUACGACCAACAGCAGCAUCCUCAGAACCAUCCGUUCGCUUUGUUGAUGCGCAACAAUGUUGUCUACGCCGAGGCAAACCCCAACGUCGACGACUCCAAGCCCGAGAAGCUCUGGGAGGCCCCGUCGCGGUCCGAGAUGAUCAAGAAGCUCAAGAACGAGCAGAGCGAGGCACCGUUUGAUUUGCUUAUUGUUGGUGGUGGUGCCACCGGUGCCGGCACAGCUGUCGAUGCCGCCACGCGUGGUCUCAAGGUUGCUCUUGUGGAGCGCGACGAUUUUGCAUCAGGUACGUCCUCUCGCUCGACCAAGCUCGUUCACGGUGGUGUUCGCUAUUUGCAAAAGGCCAUCAUGGAGCUGGACUACGAGCAGUACAAGCUUGUGGUGGAGGCAUUGCAUGAGCGCAAGAUCUUCUUGGACAUUGCACCGCAUUUGGCAGGCCAGCUGCCGAUCAUGCUGCCUGUUUACAAAUGGUGGCAGAUCCCUUACUACUGGGUUGGCUGCAAGAUGUACGAUCUGUUUGCUGGCCGCGAGGCCCUGGAAAGCAGCUAUUUCUUGACCCGCUCCAAGGCGCUGGAUGCAUUCCCCAUGCUGAAGAAGGAUAAGCUUGUCGGUGCACUCGUCUAUUAUGAUGGUCACCACAAUGACGCCAGAAUGAACGUUGCGCUAUCGAUGACGGCUGCCUAUCACGGUGCCGCUGUUGUGAACCACUGCGAGGUCACCGACUUGACCAAGAAUGAAGAUGGCAUCGUUACCGGUGCCAAGGUCAAGGAUGUUUUGACGGGUGAAGAGUGGAAUGUCAAGGCCAAGGGUGUGAUCAAUGCUACUGGCCCCUUCACCGAUGGCUUGCGCAAGAUGGACGAUAAAGAAAAUGCCGAAAUUGUCGCACCUUCGGCUGGUGUCCACAUCAUCCUCCCCAACUACUACAGUCCUCGCAACAUGGGUCUUCUUGACCCUGCCACCAGCGACGGCCGUGUCAUUUUCUUCUUGCCCUGGGAAGGCAGCACCAUUGCCGGUACUACUGACUCGCCUACCGAGGUCACGCAGAACCCUAUGCCCAAGGAGGAUGAGGUCAAGUGGAUCUUGGAUGAAGUCUCCCACUAUCUGAGCAAAGAUGUGAAGGUGCGUCGUGGAGACGUGCUUGCCGCUUGGUCCGGCAUUCGCCCUCUUGUUCGUGACCCACAUGCUAAGAACACCGAAUCGCUUGUGCGCAAUCAUAUGAUCAACGUGAGCGAAAACAGACUCAUCACUAUUGCCGGCGGCAAGUGGACCACGUACCGUGCUAUGGCUCAGGAAACCGUCGACCGUGCCAUCGAAGUGUUUGAUUUGAAACCCACCUCCACUUGCAACACCGAAAAAGUAAUGCUUAUUGGCAGCAAAGGUUUCAGUAACACCAUGUUUAUCCGCCUGGUCCAGGAGUUUGGCAUGGAUACCGAAGUCGCCGUGCACUUGGCCAACAGCUAUGGUGACCGUGCCUGGGUCGUUGGUUCGAUUGACGAUCCCACCAACAUGCACUUCCCUACUUAUGGCAAGCGCAUUUCGCCCAACUACCCUUACAUUGAAUCCGAAGUGCGCUAUGCUUGCCGUGAAGAGUAUGCUUGCACCGCUGUCGAUGUCCUGGCUCGUAGAACCCGCUUGGCCUUCUUGAACGCCGAGGCUGCUCUGCAAGCAUUGCCCAGAGUUGUCGAAAUCAUGGCUGAGGAACUCAAGUGGGACAAGGCACGUCAGGAGCUGGAGAAGCAGAACGCUGCCAAAUUUUUGGUCACCAUGGGUCUCCCCGAAUCUAAGGCUUAAAUAGCAAUAACAUCCAUCAUCCAACCCCAUCCACUUUACACGCGCACAAUCCAACAAAAAAAAAGAGAGAAAUUCACACACACAUGCACGCACAGACAUACACCAUUACAUCCAUCUCAACACUAUCACACAUACCACAUCCCCUCGUUUUUUAUAGAGAAACCCACACUUCAUUUGCCGUCGUGAUUGACGACGACUUAACUACUUGCAAACGUCUCGUUAUCCAAAUUAUUAUUGUCCGUCUCUUCCUUCUUUAGAACAUUGUACUGUAUAUUACGGGAUACUUUUUUUCCAAACACAUAUUC
Messenger RNA from Zychaea mexicana, 2244 nucleotides. RefSeq names its product FAD dependent oxidoreductase-domain-containing protein. Lineage: Eukaryota; Fungi; Mucoromycota; Mucoromycetes; Mucorales; Lichtheimiaceae. The transcript has 7 exons. Gene Ontology annotation, biological process: glycerol-3-phosphate metabolic process. The record is from RefSeq and is a predicted model, not a curated record. Gene Ontology annotation, cellular component: mitochondrion; glycerol-3-phosphate dehydrogenase (FAD) complex. Gene Ontology annotation, molecular function: glycerol-3-phosphate dehydrogenase (quinone) activity. The coding region runs from base 71 to 1939 and encodes 622 amino acids.